This is a messenger RNA of Paecilomyces variotii, 1812 nucleotides long. RefSeq lists its product as hypothetical. NCBI's taxonomy places the organism in Eukaryota, Fungi, Ascomycota, Eurotiomycetes, Eurotiales, Thermoascaceae. Bases 294 to 1520 code for a protein of 408 amino acids. The record is from RefSeq and is a predicted model, not a curated record. The transcript has a single exon.
GUGGCAGCGAGUACGUCGUCUCAGGGUGACCGUCACAUAUAUACUUCAUAGCUCUGUUGUGUACUCGGUUACUGACGUCUACAGUUGUGUCUGCUUAUACUGAUGGAGCCGAGCUUGUCAAGCGCAUCAAAGAGAAGAGAGAAGCAAAGAGGAGAAGAUCAGCAGAGCAAAAAAUACAGGACCUUGAGCGCUCUUUGGCUAGCGGACCGCCAGCAGUUCAGACCGAGUACGACAGCAAUUUCCGCAGGUUCGGGGCACAGUAUGAACAGGGAGAUCAGAUUGCCCGAGAACAGAUGAAAGAUAUCAUUAUCAAGCUCCAGAUGGCCCUUCUAAAAAGUCUAAGCGGGUCAUCAAAUGGCGAUGUCGAGGUCGACUUUGUCGUCCUACAGACGGUUUCGGAAGAAAGUCGAUUCAGCGCUAUCAGGGCUCUUUAUGAGUUAUAUCAGAGGAUGGAAGCAGCAGCGCCGAUACGGGUAGGGCCAGGUGCUAUGUUAAUACCUGGAGCGAGGGAUCCUCAGUUCAUCAAUCCGUUUUCUUCCUCACUGACAGAUCAGUUCCCCUCUAUCGCUGAACCCCAGGGUCCCGCGCCUGGUCGAAGGACUGCAUCAUUCAGCUCAUUCUUUGCGUCGAAGAGACGGUCCUUGAGCGGUUUACUACCCUCGAGUCGACAAUCCCGCAUUACUCCUGUUAGCGAAAUAGAUGGAGAAGGAGACAGCAGUGUGAGGCGUAACGAUACUCCGUCACUAUUGCAGAUGCCGGAACAACGUGACCGCGAGCGACGUGCAACCGCCAGAAGACAGACCUUGUCCUCUUACGCGGACCAAUUCUUGCCUCCAGAGGAAGACAAUCCAUGGACGAAAGAAGCCUCCAGUGAGGACGAAGAUAGCUCUCCACCUUCAAGCCACCAAAGCGGAUCAGACCAAGUCUGGGGCGAUCAUCCUCAAGACCCCCCUUUCCAUGGCGGAGAGUCUCCUUCCAAAGAAGAAUCGUCUCUCAACGGGACAAUUGCCGUCCUCAGCGGUGUAUCAAUAACACUUUACCUUCCCUGCGAGGCGAAUAAGUUUGCAGGCUUCUGUAGAGGCGCAGGCAAGCUGCAAGAUGGAGACAAGAAUGCCUUCAGAAAAGCAACUCGCCCUGCUGGAAUGUAUAAUGACAUCCCUUUCUGGCAAUGUCGGAGUUGUCCCUACGAAGGCCUAAUGGUCGGAGGAGCUGCCAAAUCCACCCGAGCAUUCGACCAUAGUGUGCACAUCCAUAAAGCCACCGGGAUCCGUUACCGCUGGGUCUUCCUGGCGAAAUCACACGUCACCAAGAAGAUAUUUGGCUGCAUCUUCUGCUGCGCGGAACGCAAAACACAAUGCGAGAAAUUCGAAGACAUAUCCCCCUUCAUGGACCAUCUUCUCCAGAAGCACCGUCAUGCUGUCCCUGGGAUGGAAGCAUUGCUCUAUCGAACGAAGUGUAUCCUCGGCCGGGUAGCGGACGUGACGGAGGAUUUCGAUAUCAAUAUCCCACCUGAGACUUGAGGUUCCCGCGUCUAUUAAUUAACCUUUCAAUAUUAUCCAUCUAUGGAUUCUGAUCCUUCUGCUAUAAUUGUUCUUUCUGAUUUUCGGACUAUCAUUUACAUUCUGCCAUUUUGCGCGCACCUAUUUCCCCUAGUUGAUUGUGGCUCGUUUUGCCAUGUAGCCGUAUACCCACUACGGCGUUAGGGUGUUUCUCAUCGUUCAAAAGGAAUAUCUAGUUCUAUACACACAGAGAAGAGAGUAUCAUUAAUACAAGUAAUCUUAGCAGUUCAGAAAGCCACAAUAGUAAAAGAAG